Trichoderma virens Gv29-8 is the source of this 591-nucleotide messenger RNA. RefSeq lists its product as uncharacterized. The record is from RefSeq and is a predicted model, not a curated record. Bases 1 to 591 code for a protein of 196 amino acids. Lineage: Eukaryota; Fungi; Ascomycota; Sordariomycetes; Hypocreales; Hypocreaceae. The transcript is spliced from 2 exons.
AUGUGGCUACGUUACAGCGACAACUGCGUCAACGACGACCUCAACAGCUACGACCUCAACGGCCACGACCCCAACAACCCCGAAAUCAAGAACCACAGUAUCAAGAACUCCAGUAUGAAGAACCACUGUAUCAACCACAGUCUCAACAGCCACUGCAUCGGUCGCCGCCACAGCAGCAAUCUCGAGAUGUCGAAGUCGUUGAUGCAUCACCACCUCCUCCUCCACCUUCUUCUCCUCGUCCAUCUUCAACGGGAGCACCAAACGGCUGCACCACCCACAGGUGCUACCACUGUGGUAGUCGGGGCCACAGUCGCAGCAAUUGCCCUAAUCGAAGAACAGACCGUUACCAUCCUUAUUAUGGGAGCUUUAAUCCUCGCCAUCACCUGCCCCGACGGCAGCAAGACUGAAGCGAUUGAAGACGCCGUCGAUAUCCUCAUUAGUAAACAGCCUUGCAAAGGCAAAGCCGCGGAGAAGAGCCCCUCACUUCCACAACUCUUCCAGAAGUCCAACCAAAAACAGGCCCUUUCGCCACUUGUCGAUUUUGCCCCCCCGGACGCCAAGAUCCGCCCAAAGUCAAUACGGAAUAGUUAA